Molecule: messenger RNA, 4985 nt
Organism: Pelodiscus sinensis (Chinese soft-shelled turtle)
Lineage: Eukaryota; Metazoa; Chordata; Testudines; Trionychidae
Source: RefSeq, a predicted model, not a curated record
GCCCUGUCAGGUCAAUGGGAGUUGGCCGCGAGCGCGCGCCUCUCAGGCCAGAGUUGGUCUCGCGCCGGGUGGGCGGUUUAACUGUCGCUCUCGCGGCGACGGCGCCAUUUUGUUCUGCUCGCCGCGUCGGGGCGGCCGGCCGGACCGGAGCGGGUCCCCGGGCUGGGCUCUAUGGUGCCGUCGCUGGCCUGAGGGGACCGCCGGCCCGCCGCACUAUGGAGCCCUGCCCGAGAGGAGGCCGCCACGCCGCGAGGAGAACCGGAGCUUCCGCAGGCAGCAGCUGGAUCCCGGCGCCGGAGAAGCGGCCGGGCCGCAGGGAGCGCUGAGGAGCCCCCGCCAUGGAGCCGAGGAAGAGGGAGCAGGCGAGCCCCGGGCUCGGCCAGGCCAGCUCCUGGCUCGGGCUCCCCUGGCUGAAGCUCGGCCCCUGCCCCCCGGCUCCUCCCGUCGCGGCCCAGCCCCAGCUUAGCGCCCCCUUCUCCUGGCUGCGGCUCUUCUCGCAGCUGCUUUCCCCGCUGCCCGGCCUCCUCCAGCGCCUGCUGCCCGGCCAGGGGCUGAGCAGCGCCCUGUGCCCCGCGCCCGGGGAGCCACCCGCGGGGGGACCUCAGGCCGCGCCUCUGCUGCUGCUGUCCGAGGCCACCGCCUCGCUGAGUUGGGCCGACGGGGAGCUGCACUGGCCGGACGACGUCCCGGAGAUGGGGCGGAAGAGUAGCCUGGAGCCCGCCCAGCCGCUGUGGACCGCUGGGCUGGUGCGGACCGGCCUGGCCCCGCUCAGCGUCCGGCAAGUGGACCUGGUCUCCUACAUGCUGGGCCCCGGCGGCAGUCCGGGGUCCGGCUACGGCCAAGCCUGCUGCCCGGACAAGAGCCAUCUGCCCCAGCCGCUGUGCGCCGAGCUCCCCGCGGACGGCUGGCGGGGGCCCCCACCCCGGGAGGGGCUCCCGGAAAUCCAGCAUCUCCGCACCAAGCGUCUGGAGUUUCUCCAGCAGCAACAGCUGGCGACUAAUUGCCUGCCCGUACCUGAGUCAGACCACGGCUACCACAGCUUGGAGGAGGAACAGCAACACAGGGGUAACUGCCAAGAUGAUGCCCGGCAGCCGACAGGCUCUGAGGAACUGCCCGAGCACAGCAUAGUGGAGCAAGCUGGAGACAGCCCCCUACAACUGGAAGUAGGGAGCCCUGAAAAGGGGACAGCUGAGGGAGGAACCAUCUUGGCUGAAGAUGAGGAUUCUGAUAUACAGCAAGAUUUGCCACUGUCAUCUAGACCUGUCUGUGCUAACAAACUCAUAGACUAUAUUAUCAGAGGCACUUCCAGUGAUGAGGAAAGCUCAGAGGGUGAGGAAGACUGGGAGGAGGAGGAGGAUGAUGAUGAUGAUGGGUUUGAUAGUGAGGGGUCCCUCUUGGAUUCAGACUCUGGUAGCCAGGAUAGUGAGAACCUGCACCUGUGGAAUUCCUUCUGCAGUUUGGAUCCUUACAACCCUCAGAACUUUACAGCUGCCAUUCAGACUGCUGUUAAUAAUUCAGAGAAGGAUCUGGCUGGUGAGUCAGAUGUAGAGGAGGAUUCUUCAUGGGCUGAAAGCCUUCCUGGCUCCCCUGCCCUCAGUCCUGGAGAGGAUGAUGAAUGGGAGUGUAAUAGUGCAGAUGAGGAAGAUAACUUGAAACUUUGGAACUCAUUCUGUAACUCAAAUGAUCCCUAUAACCCUUUCAAUUUCAAGGCACCAUUUCAAACUGCAAAAAAGAAAGGGAAGCAUGACUUAGAAGGAGCAUCUGGGCUGGGUUUUGUCAACUCUCAGUGCAAUCUCUUAUUCACCUGUCAGGUUCAGCUGCUGGAGAACCAUAACUGUGGGGUCACAGACACAGUGCAGCAUGGCAUUCUUUUUGGAGAGAAACAUGCAAAAACCAAGAGAAAAAAGGUAACAUUCCUUGAAGAAGUUACUGAGUAUUAUAUAAGCAGUGAGGAAGACCGCAAAGGACCCUGGGAAGAACUUGCACGGGAUGGAUGCAGGUUCCAGAAACGAAUUCAAGAAACAGAAGAUGCUAUUGGAUACUGCUUAACCAUAGAGCAUAGACAGACGAUAUUUAAUAGACUUCAGGAAAAAUACUAUAAAAUCCUUGAUGUUUUCUAGCCCCCAAAUUUGGUAGCCCUGUGACUGUACUGUUCAGUAAUAAACUCAGGAACAUCUUCAGAUGUUUCUUCCUCUUAAAAUUAAAACUGGCAGCUGACUGUAUAGGUUUGUAUCUGGAGGCUAAACAUAACUUUAAUACUGCUCCAAAAUUUAAUGUUUAUCCAAGGAAAUAUGCCUUAUUAUGCCCAGAAUUGGUAUGAAAACAGAAAACAAAUCUCUUGGUCACUUGAAAAAUAAGUGGUAUAAUUAUAUUGGUUUUAAAGUAGAUUGUAUUCAACUAUUGAGGUAAAAUCCAAUCCAUAAAUGCCUGUCUGCGCCAUAUGAAGGAAAAGGGAGGCUUAUUAGGUUGGAAUUUUUGCACUUUGGAGAAAACAAGAGUCUGAAAUAUUUAUAGGGUUCAAAACCCAAUGAUUACAGUUCUGAUUUAAAGUUUGUAUUUCAACAGUUGAAUUGUCUUUUUCCAAUUUCUGUAAAACAAAUUUGGUAUUUUGCUUGGUAAUUAUAAUUAAGUCCUCCAUCUUCUUGAUUUCGGUUUUCCUUAUAAGAUUUUCUUUGUUACAUAAGUCUUUUGAUUAUGUAUUUAAAUAUUUUGAUCUAAAGCAGAAUUUCAAGAGAGCUGAAAAGUGACACCGUCUUUGUUCAACUAUUUUCAUAGUAUAAAAUUCUUGCCUGGUACUUAGUAAAACUAGUUGUGCACUAGGCUCAUGUUUCAGAACUCUGGAAAGCUCUGAACCCUGAUUAGUACGUGCAACAUGUAAUACAUUUGCUGAUGUUGAAGGUGACCAUUCUGCUGCUAGACUAUAUCAUGGGCAAGCAACUGUCUGUUAUGCUUUAGUUUUCACUUUGACAACUUGUGGCAUUUGACCUACAAAGGACAGUGAAAAGUUGAAUUUUACAUUAGGUUCUUGAUGUUUUGAGCCAAGUUAUCAAGCUCUAAAGCUACACCCCAGUACAGUACAUACUUUCUUUACAGAAAACCAGUAUUAAAACCACCAUGCCUCAGUACUUUUUUAAUUAGCUGAUAGUGUAACAUUGUAUACAUGGAAGCUGACAGUUAAUGUCUCCACUUGAAAAAUAGUUAAGCUUACUAUUUCAAUCAGUAGCUAUUUAUUCCUUUAAAUUAGUAUCUAAAUGUGCUGGCAAAAGUGAAGUAUGUUGAGUGGCUCUUUCCAAACACAAAGAUGUCGUGAUGCAGAUUAAACUUGAAAUAUGAGGCUAUUAAAAAAAUCUGUGUAAACCAGACUACAUCGGUAGCUGAUGUGUACUUCAUUUAUUUUAUUCUGUGACAAUGUACAGUUGCUAUAGAACUGGCUCAGCAAAAUGUUCAAAUAAUUUAGACGUAGUCUGUAUUAAGGAGAUGUAACUUCAUUUGAUGUGAAGGAAAGCUGUUUACACACUAAGUGAAGACUUCACCUAAGGUUAUCGGCAUUCAUUUCCUUGACACGCAAUUCAAAGCUUUGACAUUGUAGAUUCAAAGUCUUCUAGUCUUAAUUUCAAAAUCUGCCAGGUCUUGUGCUAUAAUUGUCUUGAUGUACAAUUUCAGAAAUGCUUCCUGACUUUCUCAAACUAAUUGUCUUGAAUACAUCUUUUCAGUAAAGAGAAAUCUUUCUUUAUUUUAAUGAAGUUGAAUAAUGCCCAGAGGCAGUAAAUGCUGUCUUCAAGUAAAAUUAAAGGUAUUCUUUUAUUGUAGACCUUAUCUGAAAAGUUUGGUUGUAAAAUUGGCUAUACAAAAACUAGACACCAACUUUGUUUUAAUUCUUGUUGAGCCAGCCUUUUGCUGCAAAUUGUCUUAAAUUACUCUGUCCUAGUGACACUUCCCCUGAUCCCCUUCGUGGUAGAAUUUGAAUAUUUCAGCUUCUUAGCAAUUCAAGAAGUGCUCUCAAGUCAAAUCUAAACCAAAAAUUUGGUUAUGUAAAAUGUUAGCUAGUAGAACUGCUUCCAUGAUUUUAAAAAAAAUCCAAUGGCAACAACUCUUUAAAAAAUAUUUCCUACAGUGCUUGCAAGGCAAAUAGUGUGACAGUGAGGUGGUCUUGUGAUUGAAGCACACGGUGUUCAGUUUUUCCAGUUCUGCCAGUCUCCCUCUAGCUUCAGACAAGUCAUUUUUGCAUCAGUUUCCCUGUAAAAUUGAAAGGGCUCCCCACCUCUCAAUGAUUGUGUGAAGUUUGAAUUAAUUAUUACUUGUGUUUUGAGAUCAUGCAAAAGACAGCAUUAUAGAAAUACAAAUAUUGGUUCAAUAAUAACUAGAAAAGAACUAAAAAGUGAAGCUAAUGGAUUUUCAUUGUCUUCAAUCAAGUAAAAUUAAAUUAGACUAACAUUCUAUCCAUUUUUUAAAAUUUUAAGCUUUUUUUUUCAAUAUGUAAGGAUUCUGCUACAUUGGUGGCAUCUGUCUUUUCCCUUACAUCAUCUUAACCUCAGUAAUCAUUUUCUUUCAGGUAUAUAACUGCAUGGUUAAGCAUUUCUAACAAAAUUGCUGUCCCUUUCAAACCAUCAUGUGGAAAGAGGGGAAUUCUGGCACUGAACUCAGUCCCAAAUGAUAAAAUCACUUAAGCAAAAGCAAACCAAUUUUAUUCUUAAUUUCUCUUUCCUUUCCCUAAAACAGAUAUCUGGAGUAGGUAAAAGGUUGUGUCUUGUGUUUUAAGAACACCUGUUAGCAUUAAACUUUAAAUCAAAACUGUAAUUAUCAGAUUUUAUUUUUAUAUAAUUUGAGAGGUAAAGUUAGAAGCCUGACAACCUUCUAAAUUGGCUUUAUACAGAUAUUAAUUUGUAUCCAAUUUGUUGGGUUUUUAUAUCUAAAGUUAUAUUUCUGUAUAUAAUAAAAUUAUUCAGAACUAAUCUGUAAAUUGAAAUAAAGAUAUUUGCAAGAUA